CCUGACGUCAGUAGAAACAGCAGAGCUUCUCUGUUGUGUUGAGAAAGUAUCAGUUAACUUCAUCAGUACUGAUCCAUCAUGCUGUUCACAUUAUUUUCUGGAUGUUUUUCCUCUGACUCAUCUCCCGGUAGCCUACAAAGCUAAUGAAGUUAGCUUAGCAUGCUGGCUGGAAACAGAGCGAAUGGGGGCGGAAGUUAGCAACACAGCGCUAUUCGGAGUUUAAAGGAGAGUAAACGGUGUUUUUGACGGAGUUUGAGUAAAGAACACGUAUCUUACGUUGUGUUAAAAUGUCUAAAGCACAAAUACUGAGAUCUUUAGUCAACCAGCGACUCACUGCAGCUGCUGAAGAGAUAUUUGAGCUGUUUGAAAGAACGAUAGCAGAGCACGAGGAGGAACUUUCUCGUUCUAAAGAGGAGAACGAGCGACAACGGAAACUCCUGGACGCUGUUUUCAACCCUCAGCUUCGGUUACAAAAAGCAGAUGUCCAGCAGCUGUUGGUGGUUAAAGAAGAGGUUCCCCCUGAGCAGCAUGAGUGGAGCUCCAGUCUGGACCAGGAGGACCCAGAGCCCCCACACAUUAAAGAGGAACAGGAGGAACUCUGGACCAGUCAGGAGGGAGAACAGCUUCAAGGACUGGAGGAGGCUGAUACCAAGUUCUCAAUCACUCCUGUUAAGAGAGAAGUAGAUGAAGAGGAAGCUCACUCCACACAGCGUCAUCAAAGACAAACUGAACAGAUGGAAUUACAAAUACUGAGAUCUUUAGUCAACCAGCGACUAACUGCGCCUGCUGAAGAGAUAUUUGGGCUGUUUGAAAGAACGAUAGCAGAGUACGAGGAGGAACUUUCUCGUUCAAAAGAGGAGAACGAGCGACAACGGAAACUACUGGACGCUGUUUUCAAACCUCAGCUUCGGUUACACAGAGCAGAUGUCCAGCAGCUGUUGGUGGUUAAAGAAGAGGUUACCCCUGAGCAGCAGGAGUGGAGCUCCAGUCUGGGCCAGGAGGACCCAGAGCCCCCACACAUUAAAGAGGAACAUGAGGAACUCUGGACCAGUCAGGAGGGAGAACAGCUCCCAGGACUGGAGGAGGCUGAUACCAAGUUCUCAUUCACUCCUCUGAAGAGAGAAGAAGAUGAAGAGGAAGCUCGGUCCUCACAGCUUCAUCAAAGACAAACUGAACAGAUGGAAACAGAAGCUGAUGGAGAGGACUGUGGAGGACCAGAACCAGACAGGAACUCAGAUCCAGAUAGACAUCAAGAACCAGAUCCUGAUGAGAAGACUGGAGACUCUUCUGAAUCCGAGACUGAUGACAGUGAGGAUUGGAAGGAGACCAGAGAACCUCAGUCAGGUUCAAACUCUUUGAAAAAUGAUGAAGUCCCUGUCAGUGAUUCAAGAUGUGGGACUGGUGGGAAACAGUUUAGAUGCUCUGAUUGUGAGAAAACAUUUGGCACCCGUGGAGCUCUGAAGAAACACAUGAUAAUCCACACAGGAGAGAGACCUUACAGCUGCUCAGUCUGUAAUAAAACAUUUCCACGGAAUGGAACUUUAAAUUUACACAUGAGAAUCCACACAGGAGAAAAACCUUACAGCUGCUCAGUUUGCAAGAAAUCUUUCAGACGGAAUCAUGAUUUACAGAGGCACUUCAAAGCUCACACGGGAGAAAAACCUUACAGCUGCUCAGAGUGUGGUAAAGGUUUUAUUGAUAAAGGAGCCCUUAAGGCCCACAAUAGAAUUCACACAGAAGAAAAACCUUACAGCUGCUCAGUUUGCAAGAAAUCCUUUAAACGGAGUCAUUGUUUACAGACACACAUGAGAAUCCACACAGGAGAAAAACCUUACAGCUGCUCAGAGUGUGGUAAAAGUUACAUUGAUAAAGGAUCCCUGAAGAAACACAUCAGAACUCACACAGGAGAGAAACCUUACAGCUGCUCAGUUUGCAAGAAACCUUUUAGAGUGAGUCAUCAUUUACAGAUGCACUUGAAAGCUCACAGGGGAGAGAAACCUUUCAGCUGCUCAGAGUGUGGUAAAGGUUUCAUUGAUAAAGGAACCCUGAAGAACCACAUUAGAAUUCACACAGGAGAAAAACCUUACAGCUGCUCAGAGUGUGGUAAAGGUUUUUCACAGAGUGGAACUUUAACUUUACACAUGAGAAUCCACACAGGAGAAAAACUUUUCCGCUGCUCAGUUUGUGGUAAAGAUUUCUUUGAAACAGGAGCCCUGAAGAAACACAUGAGAAUCCACACAGGAGAGAAACCUUACAGCUGCUCAGUUUGCAACAAAUCUUUUGCACAGAGUGGAGCUUUAACUUCACACAUGAGAAUCCACACAGGAGAAAAACCUUACCGCCGCUCAGUUUGUGAUGAAAGUUUAAAGCCAUGUCAGCUCUGAAGUUACACAUAAUGUUUAGUGGUUCAGUUUGUAAUAAAGGUGUUACAUAGAAGCUAAAUCUGACAAACCACAUGGCGAAACACAGGGGAGCAACUAUGGAGCUUUUACUCUUUAUUUACUCAAGAGUGUGUUCUUUCAAUUUGAGAGCAUCACAUAUUGAUUCUUUGUGAUUAGUGAUAUAGUAAACCCUUGAUUUCUCUGAGAGAUUCAUGCUUUGAUUAAGGUGACACCUCGUAACAUUGGCAGGGAGCUUAGUAUUGGCUUUAGUUUCAUAAGUUAUAUUAAUUCAGUUUUGAUUUUCCAGUUAGUCUGGGGUUUCUAGAGGGGUCCAGGGGAAUGCUUACCUGGAAGAAAAUGUUGUUAAUUUUAAACUUGAAUGCAUUAAUUUGGUGCACUGUGACUCAUUUAGUUGUACUUGUACUUUGAAAUGGGCCAUUCAGUAUAGUCAGUAUACUUUUACUUUUGGUACACAAACAACAGUCAGAGACUAGAGUCAGUCUGUGAAGCCACGAGACGGCACACCCGGGUCCCUGUCUUUGCCUGCCGCCCAGCUCACGAUGAACCCAACAUCGAUUCCUAUCAUUGCGUGGUUGGCCCACAGGGCAGCAGAUCAAUGUAAAUUUUUUGAGUUGUUCCUGUUCCAACCUCUGGUCUCAUGUCCCGGCCACCAGACCCUCACCAGCAAGCUCCCCGUCCAGGUUGGGUCUAGAAAGGGUCCUUGGAUUCCCAUUUCUGGUCAUUUUCUGGCUUAUUUAUAUAUAUAGUCAGUGAAUCCUUAAUCUGUCCGCCCCUCUGGGACCACUUUGCCUUGGGAAAGCCUACCAGGAGCUACGGACCUUGACAACAUAGCUCCUCUGGUCACAGGGUCACACGCACGGCUGUUAAUGUUUCAAUUCAUUGGAGGGCUGUGGCAUUUAAGGCACGUCCCUUAAUGUUAAUAUUAUCACGUUACCCGGCUUUAUAGUGUUGAUAACCGUUAAAACUAAAAAAAGUCAUGCUGAUUUAUAUUUGCCAUUUGUAAUAUUACAGGCAGCUCGGGGUCAUAUAACCAAUGUAGUACUGCAUAGAUUUUGGUAUACUUUGUGUAAUCUGUUAUUUUCAUGUUUAGCAGCAGAAUUGAAGAAAAAAUACCAGAAAGCAAUCAAUGUGUUUAUCAAUUGACUCAGAAAAUAUGUGUUUUUCAUUGUGUAAUGUUAUAAAUUCAGUUGUCCCUGUUUAGUCAUCCAGUCCCAAGUGUGUUAUGACGAUUGUUACAUGUUUUCUUGGCUAAUUUAAAACUAUUGUCUAGUGUUGUGCAUCCUGAGCUGAGUACAUACUGUAAUAUCAUAUUAUUUAUC
This is a messenger RNA of Anoplopoma fimbria (sablefish), 3721 nucleotides long. RefSeq names its product zinc finger protein ZFP2-like. Gene Ontology annotation, molecular function: DNA-binding transcription factor activity, RNA polymerase II-specific; RNA polymerase II cis-regulatory region sequence-specific DNA binding. The coding region runs from base 288 to 2384 and encodes 698 amino acids. NCBI's taxonomy places the organism in Eukaryota, Metazoa, Chordata, Actinopteri, Perciformes, Anoplopomatidae. The record is from RefSeq and is a predicted model, not a curated record. Gene Ontology annotation, biological process: regulation of transcription by RNA polymerase II; central nervous system development. The transcript is spliced from 3 exons. Gene Ontology annotation, cellular component: nucleus.